This is a messenger RNA of Colletotrichum aenigma, 1584 nucleotides long. It is a transcript of the gene puuB-0, whose product is annotated as Gamma-glutamylputrescine oxidoreductase. Gene Ontology annotation, molecular function: oxidoreductase activity. The coding region runs from base 1 to 1584 and encodes 527 amino acids. Lineage: Eukaryota; Fungi; Ascomycota; Sordariomycetes; Glomerellales; Glomerellaceae. The transcript has 2 exons. Gene Ontology annotation, cellular component: cytoplasm. The record is from RefSeq and is a predicted model, not a curated record.
AUGGCUGAUACGAGAACUCGGAAGGCGAAGGACCGGCUCUUGGCUGUCGCCAAAGGCCUCCAACCGCCAGACUCAAUGCCGAAAGACUUCAUCGAGAGACUGACCGCGUGCCUUGUGGCUGACCCUCUACUUCCGAGGCCUAAUCCAUCGAUCUCACUCUGGCAAGAACCCCCUCACCCCACCUUGGCAACCGUUCAGUCCCCCAAUCUCCCUAGCUACGCCGACUUCGUUGUCAUAGGCUCAGGGAUCACUGGGUGCAGCGUCACAAAGAGCCUAUUGGGAAACGAGGUCUUAGGCUCCGGUGAUAAUCCAAGCCAAGUUGUUGUCCUAGAAGCUCGGAAUCUUUGCAGUGGUGCCACGGGCCGUAAUUGGGGCCAGCUCGUCAGUCCCGUCGGUCAAACGUUCGCGGGUCUGGUCGAACACUUUGGCAAAGCGACUGCGAUGGAGAUGGCUCGAUUUAGCCUCAUGAAUAUUGAGCGUGUGAUGUACAUGGUAAGAGAUAUAGGACCGCAGAUCCAGACAGAGAGCGAAAUUCGAGAUCUGGUCAAAGUUAUGGUACCUGAGACUGAGUUCGCGUGGCUUGAAUCGCUGAGCUCGUUGGAGGAAUUCCGCGAAGCGUUUCCAGAGCACAAAUAUCUUCACAAGGUUUUCGAGCAGAAGGAGUUGGUCAAGGAAUGGAACGUCAAGGUUGGAUUUGGCACGAUCGUUCACAAAGCAGGUGCCAUAUGGCCAUAUCGAUUGAUCACUGGAAUCUUUGAAAGUCUUCUGGGCCAGUAUCCCAAUCGCCUGUCUAUCGAAACGAACACUCCAGUUACCGCCAUUUCCCAGUCUUCCUCUCCUCAAGAAGAGACAGCCAACACGACAUAUAAGUACAAGAUUACAACUCGAGGAACUGUGCAUGCAAAGCAAGUCAUUCACUGCACCAACACCAACGCUUCGCAUCUUCUGAAGCCUCUAAGAGGUAAGAUGUACCCGUACAGAGGCACGAUGUCAGUCCAGAAAGCCGGCAAACAUCUGGAGAAUGUCGGGAACAGCGCCUCCUGGAGCUUGCUGAAUAAGCCUAUGUUGGAUCACAACACAGGAUUUUAUGAUGGCGGCCUGUACUACUUGCAACAGAACGGGUUGACGGGAGACAUUUGGGUUGGAGGGGGAAGCUCGAGCAUUUUCGGCACACUCUCGUCUGAUGACACGUCGGUGCCCGGUCAGGCUAUGAAGGAUCUGGUGAGGUUCGUUCCUAAUUAUUUUUCCAAAGGAUGGCCCCAGGGAGAGGAAGCCGAGAUCCGGGGGAUGUGGACCGGACUUCAAUGUCAUACAUCAGAUGGGUUACCCUUGAUCGGAAAGAUCCCUGGGUCCGCUUCAGGUCGUAAGAGUAGCGACGCCGAGUGGAUUUGCGGAGGAUACAAUGGAUACGGUAUGGACAAGACCUGGCUAUCAGGCGAGGCACUUGUGAAGAUGAUUGCUGGCGAAGGUGUGCCUGAGUGGCUUCCGAAGGCAUUUUUGCUCACAGAGACCAGAUUUGAGCAAGCCUUGACCCUCGAGAAAGCACUGGAUAGAUGGGUUUCGUUAGCACGAGAUUCAAACUAG